AUGGCCACUGACAAGAUCACGUUCUUGACCAACUGGCACGCGACGCCCUACCACGCCCCUCUGUACCUGGCGCAAAGCAAAGGGUACUUUGCCGACGAAGGCAUCAAGGUUGCCCUUCUCGAGCCCAACGACCCCAGCGAUGUCACCGAGAUCAUCGGAUCUGGCAGCGUUAAUAUGGGCUUCAAGGCCAUGAUCCACACCCUUGCUGCCAAAGCCCGCAACUUCCCCGUCACCUCGGUCGGCAGCCUCCUCGACGAGCCCUUCACCGGCGUCGUCUACCUCAAGGAGUCCGGCAUCACCGCCGACUUCCGCUCGCUCAAGGGCAAGCGCAUCGGCUACGUCGGCGAGUUCGGCAAGAUCCAGAUCGACGAGCUGACCUCGCACUACGGCCUGACCCCGGCCGACUACACCGCCGUCCGCUGCGGCAUGAACGUCUCCAAGGCCAUCAAGACGGGCGCCGUCGACGCCGGCAUCGGCCUCGAGAACGUGCAGAUGGUCGAGCUCGAGGCCUGGCUCGCCGAGCAAGGCCGCCCGACCUCGGACGUCCAGAUGCUGCGCAUCGACGAGCUCGCCGAGCUCGGCUGCUGCUGCUUCUGCUCCAUCCUGUACAUUGCCAACGACGACUUCCUCGCGGCGCACCCGGACAAGGUGCGCGCGUUCCUGCGCGCGGUCAAGCGCGCCACCGACUUUGUCCUCGCGGAGCCGGAGAAGGCGUGGGCCGAGUACGUCGACUUCAAGCCCGUCAUGGGCACGGAUCUCAACCGCAAGAUCUACGAGCGCAGCUUCGCGUACUUCUCGCGCGACCUGCAGAACGUGCGCCGCGACUGGGACAAGGUGACGCGGUACGGCCAGCGCCUGGGCGUCCUGGGAGCGGACUUUGCGCCCAACUACACCAACGAGCACCUCGACUGGGUCCUGGACGAGGCCUCGGAGGACCCCCAGGGCGAUCAGAAGCGCAUGGUGGAACUGCAGUGCGAUGUCGCCUGCAACGGUGGUUUCCGCCGUCUUGCCCGCGCUGCCGCUGCGUAA
Molecule: messenger RNA, 1029 nt
Organism: Cordyceps fumosorosea ARSEF 2679
Lineage: Eukaryota; Fungi; Ascomycota; Sordariomycetes; Hypocreales; Cordycipitaceae
Product: pyrimidine biosynthase
Exons: 4
Coding region: 1-1029 (342 amino acids)
Biological process (GO): thiamine biosynthetic process
Source: RefSeq, a predicted model, not a curated record